AUGGAAUCCACAUACCGACCUGCGAGCCCAGAUCUGUCCGGCUCCGUUCCCUCUGCCGGCGUUCAACCGUUGAGCCACCUCCAAAAUCAUCAGCUUCCCAUUCCGGGCAACGCAUUUGGCUUCCCACCCACCUCGGAUCCGCAACAUCACCUUCACCAAUAUCAACCUCCUCCGCAGCUUCAGCCAGGCAUGAUGCCGCACGUCAAGUCUGAGGACGAGGACGAGUACAUGCCCGAUGCACAGGCCUCGGCCUCGAAGCGGCAGCGCAGAGUGAAGCAGGAGCCAGAUGCCAUGAAUGGCCACCACGAUGCGCCAAUGCUUGCUUACCAGCCCGAGAGUACCGGAGACCCCACGCUCGGCUGUCAGCUCAAGACCUCAUUCCCCGUCGCGAGGAUCAAGCGCAUCAUGCAGGCCGACGAGGAUAUCGGCAAGGUUGCUCAGGUGACUCCAACCGUUGUUAGUAGAGCGUUGGAGCUCUUCAUGAUCAAGCUCAUAUCGGCUGCUGCACACGAGGCUCGAGGUCCCUCGGCUGGUGGAGCGUCUGGAGGGAAAGGUCCAAAGCGUGUCCUAGCACAGCAUCUCAAAAGAGCGGUGUAUGCGGAUGACAAGCUCGACUUUUUGCAAGAGAUCGUGGGAAAGGUACCGGAUGCUCCGAGCAAAGCGAAGAAGGAGGCGGCUGGCAGUGACUCGGAAGAAGCACCAGCGAAGCCCAAGCGGAAAGCAAAGAAGAGGAAGGAUAGCGGAGACGAAAUCUGA
Messenger RNA from Ramularia collo-cygni, 756 nucleotides. RefSeq lists its product as uncharacterized. NCBI's taxonomy places the organism in Eukaryota, Fungi, Ascomycota, Dothideomycetes, Mycosphaerellales, Mycosphaerellaceae. The record is from RefSeq and is a predicted model, not a curated record. Gene Ontology annotation, cellular component: nucleus; negative cofactor 2 complex. Gene Ontology annotation, biological process: positive regulation of transcription by RNA polymerase II; negative regulation of transcription by RNA polymerase II; transcription by RNA polymerase II. The transcript has a single exon. Gene Ontology annotation, molecular function: transcription corepressor activity; core promoter sequence-specific DNA binding; transcription coactivator activity. The coding region runs from base 1 to 756 and encodes 251 amino acids.